This is a messenger RNA of Cuscuta campestris, 617 nucleotides long. The record is from the annotation of a GenBank genome assembly. NCBI's taxonomy places the organism in Eukaryota, Viridiplantae, Streptophyta, Magnoliopsida, Solanales, Convolvulaceae.
GAACCAUUAAGAGGCUGAAACAAACAGUCUAAACCAUUAAGUGCUGAACCAUUCAGACAUCUGAACCAUUAAGAGGCUGAAACAAACAGCCCCUAAAGUGUAAAUCAAGGACGACACAGUACCAAAACACCCUCAAUAUAUAAAUACACGUACCCAAGUAGUCAUCCAUCAACCCUAGCUAGCUGGUCAAUUCAAGAAUGAAGAUGAAGGGAGCCUAUUAUCAUCUCCUUCUCAACUGCCUCUUGCUUGCCGCCGCCGCACUGCUCAUCUCCGGCGGCUUCAACAAUAAUAUUCCGUCGUCGGUUCAAGCACGGCCGGUUCUUGAUAAUAGUGGAUGGGAAAUGAGGAAGUUAUGGUCAGCCCCCAUUCCACCAUCUGGACCAAGCCCAGGACCUCCAAACGGUCUUUGAAGGGCUGAAGGCCAUAGAUAUAUAUGGAUAAGCUGAGCUGCAGGAACGGGCUAUAUAUAUGUCUGUGGGUUUUAAUAUUCCACUAAUAUAUGUCACGUAACGUACGUACCUACUCCUGCAUGCAUAUGUGCAUGGGGUAUGUAUCGUUAGUUAUAUAUUGUUGAGGAAUUUACUUAAAUAGCAUUAAAAUAUAAUGACUUUCUCUAU